Myripristis murdjan (pinecone soldierfish) is the source of this 849-nucleotide messenger RNA. RefSeq names its product interleukin 10 (gene il10). Gene Ontology annotation, biological process: immune response. The record is from RefSeq and is a predicted model, not a curated record. Gene Ontology annotation, molecular function: cytokine activity. Gene Ontology annotation, cellular component: extracellular region. Bases 1 to 549 code for a protein of 182 amino acids. NCBI's taxonomy places the organism in Eukaryota, Metazoa, Chordata, Actinopteri, Holocentriformes, Holocentridae. The transcript is spliced from 5 exons.
AUGUCUCCGCCUGCGCUGCUCCUGUCCAUCAUCACUGCGCUGUCUCUUCUUGGCCGUGUGUGGAACAACUCAGUGUGCAAUAACGAUUGCUGCCGCUUCGUGGAGGGCUUCCCUGUCAGACUCAGAGAACUGAGACAGCACUUCUCCCACAUAAGAGACUACUAUGAAGCCAACGACGACUUGGACACAGCGCUGCUGGACCAGAACGUUCUUAAUUACUUUAAUAGCCCAUAUGGCUGCCAUGCCAUGAACAGCUUACUUGACUUCUACCUGAGGACGGUUUUGCCAGGAGCCCUGGCUGCAGUGACGGAGGAAAACAAACACUUCAAGCAUCGUGUGGAGUCUAUACAGCAGAUCUUCGACGAGCUCAAAAGAGAUGUCAUUAAAUGCAGAAAUUACUUCUCCUGCCAGCGCCCCUUUGACAUCAAAGACUUCAACUCCACUUACACUGAGAUGGAGAGUAAAGGUCUUUACAAGGCCAUGGGCGAGCUGGACCUGUUCUUUAACUACAUAGAGACAUACCUGGCUUCCAAACGACAGACACAAUAAGCUGGUCUCCCCUCAAAGACAUACAGACUCUACCCAGGACCUUAUUAAUCUCAGGAAAAAGACAAUAGUCUCUUGUUUACUUUUGAAGAACAGAUUUUUAUGAGUGUUGCUCGAUGUUGCUUUACUUACCUGAGACUGUUGAACUGCUGUUUGGGUGUCUCAGGCUUAAAUAUACGUUUUGUCCUGAGGACAAAUUUCUUUUGGCUCAUAUUGACCCUAACCCUAACCCUAACCCUACCCAUGCACAGCUACUGUUUGUUAACUGCACUGCACUGCACUGUGAAAUUACCUCUGUCAGAA